UAAAACCCCAAAAUAACACACAUACAAACCGUUACUAAGUUUUUUUUAGGUUAAACAUAAAACAGGAGGUUGUGUUGGGUGUGCGGCCGGAGCAAUGGAGGCGACACCAAUACUGGAUGUUCGGUCAGUCGUUGAAUCAAUUGACGGCAAUAAUAAUAGUUCCCCUGUUUACCAGGUCGAAAGCCUCUGUAUGCGCUGCUAUGAAAACGGGACAACACGAUUUUUGUUGACAUUGAUUCCACACUUUAGAAAGAUUUUGUUGUCAGCCUUUGAAUGCCCCCACUGUGGUGAGAGGAAUAAUGAGGUGCAGUUUGCUGGUGAGAUACAGCCCAGAGGCUCUCGUUACCAUGUGGAAUUUUCGUCUGGUGAUCAAAAGAUGCUUAAUCGGCAAGUAGUAAAAUCCGAGACUGCAACAAUCAAGAUUCCUCAACUGGAGUUUGAGAUUCCCCCAGAGGCACAACGUGGAUCGUUAUCAACGGUAGAAGGGAUAUUACUUAGAGCUUCUAACGAAUUGCAAGCCCUUCAAGAAGAGAGAAAGAAAGUGGAUCCCCAAACUGCAGAAGCAAUUGACCAGUUUAUACUUAAAUUAAAAGAAUGCGCAGCAGGAAAUUCAUCUUUUACCUUCAUUCUUGAUGAUCCUGCUGGUAACAGUUUCGUGGAAAACCCGUUUGCUCCGUCACAAGAUCCAGCAUUAAGUAUUGAGUUUUAUGAGCGAACUCGUGAGCAACAGGCAUUGUUGGGAUAUCUUGUUGGUCCACCACAGGCAUCAGAAGUCAGCACUGGAGCAGCACUAAAUAGUAAUGCUGGACCACAUGGAUCUGUUGGAGCUGUGGCCGGCCGUCGAGCAAUUGCCCAAAGCAAUAGUGCAGAAUUUGCUGAAGCAAUAUGUCGCUAUACUGCACCAGAAGAGGUGAUGACUUUUCCAUCAACAUGCGGUGCUUGUGCUGUAAGCUGUGAGACUCGGAUGUUCGUCACCAAUAUCCCCUACUUUCAAGAAGUAAUUAUCAUGGCAUCUACCUGUGAUGCUUGCGGGUAUCGUAAUUCUGAGUUGAAGGCUGGUGGUGCCAUUCCCACUAAAGGCAAGAAAGUUUCCGUUAUUGUGAAGGACAUACGUGACUUGGGCCGUGAUGUCAUAAAGUCAGACACUGCCAGUGUAAUAAUUCCAGAAAUAGAUCUGGAGUUAGAAAGUGGCACGUUGGGAGGUGCUGUGACGACCGUUGAAGGUUUGGUCACUAAGAUAAGUGAAGCUCUUGAGAGAGUGCAUGGGUUUACUUUUGGAGAUAGUUUGGAGGAGGGCGAAAAAGAGAAGUGGCAGGAUUUCAGAGCAAGACUUGUUAAGCUUUUGAGUCUUGAAGAACCCUGGACUUUAAUUAUGGAUGAUGCACUGGCAAAUUCUUUUAUUGCUCCAGCUUGUGAUGACAUUAAAGAUGACCAACAGCUAACAAUUGAGGAAUAUGAGAGGAGUUGGGAACAAAACGAGGAGUUAGGUUUGAAUGAUAUGGACACAUCUUCGGCCGAUGCUACUUAUAACUCAAUCAACUCCUCUUGAUACCACUACGAUCUCUGUUAUUUCUUCCAGGUUGAACCGAAGGCUAGCUUAUGUAUCUCAUAUUGUUUGGUGCCUCUUGGUGAGCAGUGACAAUCUGUUUUUGUUGCUGUAGUAUCAAGUGGGCUGAUCAAUCGACUUAAAACAACUACUUACAACUUUUUAGUAGUUUAUUUUUUUAUCACAGAAAACCUUAAAUUAAAGCAGCACUCUGAGAAAAGUGUAUUUAUAUGUGAAGAAAGGUUUCAAUUUAUUUAUUUUUUGGUGGUU
Erigeron canadensis is the source of this 1816-nucleotide messenger RNA. Its product is annotated as zinc finger protein ZPR1-like. The transcript is spliced from 16 exons. NCBI's taxonomy places the organism in Eukaryota, Viridiplantae, Streptophyta, Magnoliopsida, Asterales, Asteraceae. Gene Ontology annotation, molecular function: zinc ion binding. The record is from RefSeq and is a predicted model, not a curated record. Gene Ontology annotation, cellular component: nucleus; cytoplasm. The coding region runs from base 95 to 1549 and encodes 484 amino acids.